GGAGGAGGUGUGGUGAUGGUGGGGAGAGACUACCGUGGCGGAAACCGGACGACAUGAGCUCGACGUAAAACAAAAUAAAUGUAAAAAAUGCUUUAAAAAGACGAGCUUUAGCCUCUCUUCUCUCUCUUCCUCGCAUGUUUGCGUGACAAAGUCCAUUUCCGCCUCAUUCUUUUUGUUUUCUGAGGCGACGCCGACAACAGAGGAGACGACCGGAAACUCCAUCUGACAGCUGCAGGCGCUACUGAAGGGGGGCCAGAAUGCCGGAGCAGAGCAACGACUACCGCGUGGUGGUGUUCGGGGCCGGGGGAGUCGGGAAGAGCUCCUUGGUGUUGCGCUUCGUCAAGGGCACCUUCAGGGACACGUACAUUCCCACGGUGGAGGACACGUACCGGCAGGUGAUCAGCUGCGACAAGAGUGUGUGCACGCUGCAGAUCACAGACACCACCGGCAGCCACCAGUUCCCCGCCAUGCAGCGCCUCUCCAUCUCCAAAGGACACGCCUUCAUCCUGGUCUACUCCAUCACCAGCAAGCAGUCCCUGGAGGAGCUCAAGCCCAUCUACCAACAGGUCCUGGCCAUCAAGGGCAACGUGGAGGCCAUCCCCAUCAUGCUGGUGGGCAACAAGAGCGACGAGACCCUGCGGGAGGUGGAGACCAAGGACGGCGAGGCCCAGGCCAACCAGUGGAAGUGCGCCUUCAUGGAGACGUCGGCCAAGACCAACCACAACGUCACCGAGCUCUUCCAGGAGCUCCUCAACCUGGACAAAAAGCGCAACAUGAGCCUCAACAUCGACGGCAAGCGCUCAGGGAAGCAGUCGCGCGCCGAGAGACUGAAGGGCAAGUGCAGCGUCAUGUAGGCCGGUGGCCGGGCUCGGGGGGGGGGGGGGAGCGGAAGAAGGAAGACCCGCCAGGAAUCAUUCACAUCCUCCCCAAACAUGACUCGGCGGCGGACGGAGACCAGGCUGGUUGCCGUGGAGACCUACAAUUGGGAUCUGGGAUGCAAGCAGGAAGGACUUGGCCUUCCUUUUGGGAAAUACCUCCCUCUUUCCGACCACACCUCUUUUGUCACACGCGAGCGUCAAAGAGUUGCUUUUUCCUAUGAGGCUUGAGAGCAUGAACGCCACACAGAGGAAGCUCCCCAGGAUGUAAAUAAAACAACUCAUCCCCGAUAAAAACCAAGCACCCCAUCCUCGUCGCGUCAAACCACAAACAACAAAGAUCCUCUCCACACCUUCAUCACUCGCCACCAAAAGUGGUAAAACACACACACACACACACGCACACGCACACACACACACACACACACACACACACACACACACACACACACACACACACACACACACACACACACACAAUGCAACCAUCCUUUUAAAGACUCUGACAGCCACAUUUGGGCGUGGGGGAGAGAGAUCCUCUGGCCUUGCUUGUUUGUUUGAGUGGAUGAUCCACUCUUAGGAUUAUUGUUGUCCAGCCGGUGAGACCCAAGCCAUCAUUUCUGCUCGUGAGCUGGAAGAAUGUUGGAUUGCCUUGUUUUUCAUGCUUUUUGGGUUUAUGUAAAGCAGCGGUGACCAAUUAACAGCAGUGUUCCAUACAUGUGCAUCUCAAUAAAUAACAACAUAUUUAACAAGUUA
Nerophis ophidion (straightnose pipefish) is the source of this 1631-nucleotide messenger RNA. It is a transcript of the gene diras1b, whose product is annotated as DIRAS family, GTP-binding RAS-like 1b. The record is from RefSeq and is a predicted model, not a curated record. Gene Ontology annotation, molecular function: GDP binding; GTPase activity; GTP binding. The transcript is spliced from 3 exons. Gene Ontology annotation, cellular component: plasma membrane. NCBI's taxonomy places the organism in Eukaryota, Metazoa, Chordata, Actinopteri, Syngnathiformes, Syngnathidae. Bases 258 to 854 code for a protein of 198 amino acids. Gene Ontology annotation, biological process: signal transduction.